Parathielavia appendiculata is the source of this 771-nucleotide messenger RNA. RefSeq lists its product as uncharacterized. Lineage: Eukaryota; Fungi; Ascomycota; Sordariomycetes; Sordariales; Chaetomiaceae. The transcript has a single exon. Bases 202 to 681 code for a protein of 159 amino acids. The record is from RefSeq and is a predicted model, not a curated record.
GUCGCAAUGCGAAAAACCGUGACUGCUCUACCAGGGGAGUGCUCCGUCGGAACGACCUUUCCUCCUUGACGACGAGAUCGGCCACCGGAAUGUCCUAUAUACAGGCAAGGUUAACUUCAUCACCGGCCCUAUUCGGUCAAGUUCAGCAGCUGCCGCAAAACCCCGUAGCUCAGCCGCCGACACCUUUUAAAGCUCCUGCCCAUGUGCGUUCAAGGCGAGCAUUGCGGAUUUUGCCUCGGUAGUGCCGAUAAAACGUAUCCAGGUCUUGCGGAAUACGGAGGGUGGGAUAAUCGCGGCAUCACGCUAUGUCAGAAUGAGCGGUACUGUGUUCCAGUAAUGAUUGAGAAGUUUCCAUGCCUGGAGAAAGACAGAUCGGCAGAAAGCCAAGCUAGGGUUCAAGGUUGCACAGCUGCAAGCGACAAAUCAACAUACCUAGUACUGUAUCAACACCUGUAUGUGAAUAGAGUCCAAGUAAAUGACGAUCGACCAAGGCAUGUGUCGGAACCGCUACGAGGCAAACGAAGGGAAAAAUGGUCAGUGGUCGCAGAGUGUCACGAGGAUGUCAAUUUUUUGGUUGUUCCUGAUGAUGAUUGUGUUCUGUGUUCUCAACUGCCCGAUGUUCCAGACAGCCUCCAGGGUGUCUAUCACCAGCCACAUGUGGGUCCGUCUUGGCACCCCUGAAUCAGGGUUCACGUUCCAACAGCAUGUUACAUUUGAUAGACAGCCGCAUGCGCCCAGGCCGGCGAACCCUAGUACCCACUGUAUCUCAUA